AUGGCCGAGAGUUCAGAAUACUAUUCAUACUCUUACUACUCAUCCGAUGACUACGAUAUACUCGGUAAAGAGGCCGAAGAGGAGGAAGAAGAGGAGGAAAGUCAAGAUGAAUAUGAAGAUUGGAUUUCGCAGUUUUGUUCAGAAAAGAAGUUCAAAAACUGGUUUUGUCACGUUUCGGAAGCAUAUUUAGAUGAUCCUUUCAAUCUUUUCGGACUUCAGAACUUAUUUAAGCACUAUCAGAAGGCAUUAAACUGCCUUUUAGAUGUCGAAGAGGAAGAUAUGGAUGAAAAGUUAUAUUCAGAUGUACAAUUCACAGAAGAAAUUCAAAACUUGUAUUUACUCGUCCAUCAAAGAUACAUUCAAUCACCGGAAGGUCUUGCAGAAAUGCUUGACAAAUACAAUAGAAAAGUAUUCGGUACAUGCCCACGUGUUGAAUGCGAAAAGCAGGCCGUCAUUCCAUAUGGAAUGUCUACAAAUUUGGGUGUCUCCGGUUGCCUCGCUUUCUGCCCAAGAUGCCGCGAUGUAUACAUCCCAAAGGCUUACGAAGUAUCCAGAAUUGAUGGUGCUGCCUUUGGUCCUAAUUUUGCGGCAAUUUUAUUAUCAGAUCCAAGCCUCAAAUUAAAGAUUCCAGCUGUUAAGAACCCACCACUUACAAUAUUCGGUUUCAGAGUUCUCGAGAGCAGAAGAAGACUCGAUCGUACAAAAGAUCCAAGCCAUCUUCCAGAAUUUUCGGAUGCUUCUGAAUACGAAGAGGAAGAAGAUUAUGCAGAAGAAGAAAAUGCUCAAGAAGCUAAAUAA
Molecule: messenger RNA, 798 nt
Organism: Trichomonas vaginalis G3
Lineage: Eukaryota; Parabasalia; Trichomonadida; Trichomonadidae
Product: protein kinase regulator protein
Exons: 1
Coding region: 1-798 (265 amino acids)
Cellular component (GO): protein kinase CK2 complex; cytoplasm
Molecular function (GO): protein kinase regulator activity
Source: RefSeq, a predicted model, not a curated record